This is a messenger RNA of Tarenaya hassleriana, 1194 nucleotides long. RefSeq names its product adenylate isopentenyltransferase 3, chloroplastic. Bases 133 to 1098 code for a protein of 321 amino acids. The transcript has a single exon. Gene Ontology annotation, biological process: tRNA modification; cytokinin biosynthetic process. The record is from RefSeq and is a predicted model, not a curated record. NCBI's taxonomy places the organism in Eukaryota, Viridiplantae, Streptophyta, Magnoliopsida, Brassicales, Cleomaceae. Gene Ontology annotation, cellular component: mitochondrion. Gene Ontology annotation, molecular function: tRNA dimethylallyltransferase activity.
AACACACGCACGCAGAUAUAAAACUAUAGAAUAUACAUCUGCGAUAUUUAUUUCCAUAAUUGUUACCUUGUUUGGUUAAUAUAAGGUCAAAGCAUUAGUAUACACAUACACGUCACAAAAAAAUUGAGCGGCAUGAUGAAGAUUUGCAUGAGCGUUUGUAGACCGCCAUUGCCGCCGUCUCAACUGGACUUCUCCCCCACGAGACUCAACCCCGACAUCCUCAGCCUCAACCCCCACCCUCCAAAAGACAAGGUCGUCGUCAUCAUGGGCGCCACUGGCACCGGAAAAUCACGACUCUCCGUCGACCUCGCCACCCGUUUUCCGGCCGAGAUCAUAAACUCCGACAAGAUCCAAGCCCACCAAGGCCUCGACAUUGUGACCAACAAGAUCACAGCCGAGGAAAGCUGCGGCGUUCCUCACCACCUCCUCGGCGUCUUGCCUCCCAACGCUGAUUUCACGGCCGCCAACUUCCAGCAGAUGGCGAAUCUCUCGGUGGAGUCCAUCGUCAGUCGUGGUAAGCUCCCCAUCAUCGUGGGAGGCUCGAACUCUUACGUGGAGGCUUUGGUUGACGACGACGACUGCAAGUUCAGGUCGAAGUACGACUGCUGUUUCCUGUGGGUGGACGUGUCGAUGCCGGUCUUGCAGGGGUUCGUGUCGGAGAGAGUGGAUAAGAUGGCGGAGAAGGGAAUGGUGGAGGAAGUGAGAGAGAUGUUCGAUUACUCGGACUCGGAUUACACGAGAGGAAUCAGAAAGGCCAUCGGAGUUAAGGAGUUCGACUGGUAUUUCAGGGCAGAGCCGUUCCUGAACAAUGGGGAGAGAGAGGAGAUGUUGAGGGAAGUGAUAGAGGAGAUCAAGAGGAACACGUGCGCGUUGGCAUGUCGGCAGAGGGAGAAGAUCGAACGGCUCAGGAGGGUUAAGGGAUGGAGCAUCCAAAGGCUCGAUGCCACGGCCGUUUUCCGGCAGAAGGGAGAUGCAGACGGCACGUGGGAGAGGAUGGUGGCUGCCCCCAGCACCCCCGCCGUCGCCAGGUUCCUCCUCGACAUCGCCAGCCGUCCGCUCGCUCGGGGUCGCAACAUGGCGCGGUGUCUCGUGGCCUGAUCUUCCCCCCACAAUCACAACCAAAGCGAAUCAAGAUUAGUAGCAUGAUAAGUUGUUAACAAAACUUUUUGGUCACUUUGAUGUGACGAUAUAUAU